Messenger RNA from Acanthosepion pharaonis, 5664 nucleotides. Lineage: Eukaryota; Metazoa; Mollusca; Cephalopoda; Sepiida; Sepiidae. The record is from the annotation of a GenBank genome assembly.
UUGCUUCUCUUUUUUGUCUCUUUUUCGUCUCUUUUUCGUCUCUUUUUUUCUUUUUUUUUUUUUUCUCUUUUUCUCUUUUCUUUUUCUCUCUCUCUCUUUCUCCUCUCUCUUUUCUCUCUUUUUCUCUCCUCUCUCUCUUUUUCUCUCCUCUCUCUCUUUUUCUCUCCUCUCUCUCUUUUUCUCUCCUCUCUCUCUUUUUCUCUUUUUUUGUUCUAUUCCUCAUUUUAUAGUUUCCCUCAAAUGUUUGACAGCCAAAAGGGAAAUUUCUGUGAUUUUAUAAAUCUUUCUGUUCUUUUUUCAUUCUUUCCUCUCCUUUUUGUUAUUUUUUCGUUCUUUUUCUCUCCUUUUUGUUAUUUUUUCGUUCUUUUUCUCUCCUUCCUGUUCUUUUUUCGUUCUUUUUCUCUCCUUCCUGUUCUUUUUUCGUUCUUUUUCUCUCCUUCCUGUUCUUUUUUCGUUCUUUUUCUCUCCUUCCUGUUCUUUUUUCAUUCUUUUUCUCUCCUUCCUGUUCUUUUUUCAUUCUUUUCCUCUCCUUUCUGUUCUUUUUUUUUCAUUCUUUCCUCUCCUUUCUGUUCUUUUUUUUUUCAUUCUUUUCCUCUCCUUUGUUCUUUUUUUUUCAUUCUUUUCCUCUCCUUUCUGUUCUUUUUUUUUCAUUCUUUUCCUCUCCUUUCUGUUCUUUUUUUUUUUUUUUUCUUUUCCUCUCCUUUCUGUUCUUUUUUUCAUUCUUUCCUCUCCUUUCUGUUCUUUUUUUUUCAUUCUUUCCUCUCCUUCCUGUUCUUUUUUCGUUCUUUUUCUCUCCUUCCUGUUCUUUUUUCAUUCUUUUCCUCUCCUUUCUGUUCUUUUUUUUUCAUUCUUUUCCUCUCCUUUCUGUUCUUUUUUUUCAUUCUUUUCCUCUCCUUUCUGUUCUUUUUUUUUAUUCUUUUCCUCUCCUUUCUGUUCUUUUUUUUCAUUCUUUUCCUCUCCUUUCUGUUCUUUUUUUUUCAUUCUUUCCUCUCCUUUCUGUUCUUUUUUUUUCAUUCUUUUCCUCUCCUUUCUGUUCUUUUUUUUCAUUCUUUCCUCUCCUUUCUCUACAAGAAGAGUUCAUCUAUUCCCUUAUGGCUUGUGCGGCCCGAGGAAAGAAUUAAUGAAAUGUGGUUCUUGGCGUUGUCUUUUCAUGGAAUUUUUUUUCUUUUUCUUCUUACAGAUUGUUGGGGUUAUUCAGAAGUAAAUGAUUGCAGUGGGGAAUGCACCCCCAAACCACGCUUCAAUGGUCAUGCAUCCCAAAAAUAUACCAAUGCACUUUAUUGUUGUUGUCAUGGCAACAAAUGCAAUGCCAACAUUUCGUCAUUUGAUGCGAUUCCUCUUCUCACUAGUGAAGUGAUUUCCACCCCUGUAUUUCCAAUUAAUAUUGAAGCCUAUGACAACACCACUAUUCUUAUAAUUUCCUUGUGUAUAUUAAUUUUCGCCUGUGUCACCAUCAUCAUUUCCUUCCUCCUGUAUCGUAUUUACUGGAAACCACGUAUGCCGUCAUUAGAGCCCCUGAACCCUGAACCAAGCACCACUCCUGGCUUUGAUAUGAGCAAUGUUAAAAUGCUUGACGUAAUUGCCAAAGGUAAAUAUGGGGAGGUAUGGUCAGGAAAAUUGAAUGGUGACCCUGUGGCCAUAAAAAUCUUCAGUGCCAAUCACCGACAAUUUUAUAAUAAUGAAAAGUAUAUCUACAGUUUGCCACACAUGGAUCAUGACAACUUACUGAGGUUUUACGGUGCAGAUGAACUUAUAAAUUCAGAUGGUGUACACCAAUAUUGCUUGGUCCUGUCUUAUAUGCCAAAGGGGACGCUUAUGGCCUACUUACGCGACCACACUGUGGACUGGACACAGAUGUGUAAAAUUGCACUUACUCUUACCCAUGGUUUGGCUCAUUUACACUGUGACAUCAAUAAAGGAGAUCAGUUUAAACCAGCCAUUGCUCAUCGAGACUUUAAUUCUCGCAAUGUGCUCAUUAGACCUGACCUCAGUUGCGUGGUUGCUGACCUGGGCUUUUGUAUGACGACAAUGGGUUCCAAAGUGAUUCGCAAUGGACACACUGAAAGUGCUGAACAGUCUUCACUCACUGAUUUUCAGAAUUCAGAAUUAUGGCUUUCUUCAGUUUCCCUUUCUGUACUUCUUCAUUCUCUCUCUCUCUCUCUCUCUCUUUUCUCCCCCUCUCUCUCUUUUCUCCCCCUCUCUCUCUUUUCUCUCUCUCUCUCUCUCUUCUCUCUCUCUCUUCUCUCUCUCUCUCUCUCUCUCUCUUCUCUCUCUCUCUUCUCUCUCUCUCUCUUUCUCUUCUCUCUCUCUCUUCUCUCUCCACAAGAGAGAAAAGAGAGAGAGAGAGAGAAAGUAACAGGGGAACUGUUACUUUUCUCUCUCUCUCUCUCUCUCUGUCUUCCCGUUUCCUUUCUCUCUCUCUCUCUGUCUUCCCGUUUCCUUUCUCUCUCUCUCUCUGUCUUCCCGUUUCCUGUCUCUCUCUCUCUCUGUCUUCCCGUUUCCUUUCUCUCUCUCUCUCUGUCUUCCCGUUUCCUUUCUCUCUCUCUCUCUGUCUUCCCGUUUCCUUUCUCUCUCUCUCUCUCUGUCUUCCCGUUUUCUUUCUCUCUCUCUCUGUCUCCCCGUUUCCUUUCUCUCUGUCUCUCUAUCUUCCCGUUUCCUUUCUCUAUCUUCCCGUUUCCUUUCUCUCUCUCAUCAUCCCUCCCUCUUUCUUUUCUCUCUCUCAUCAUCCCUCCUCUCAUCAUCCCUUCUUUUCUCUCUCUCAUCAUCCCUCCCUCUUUCUUUUCUCUCUCUCAUCAUCCCUCCCUCUUUCUUUUCUCUCUCUCAUCAUCCCUCCCUCUUUCUUUUCUCUCUCUCAUCAUCCCUCCCUCUUUCUUUUCUCUCUCAUCAUCCCUCCCUCCUUUUCUUUCUCUCUCUCAUCAUCCCUCCCUCUUUCUUUUCUCUCUCUCAUCAUCCCUCCCUCUUUCUUUUCUCUCUCUCAUCAUCCCUCCCUCUUUCUUUUCUCUCUCUCAUCAUCCCUCCCUCUUUCUUUUCUCUCUAAAAUCUUUCAAGAUUACAGCCACAUCAUGUUGGCACUAUUCAUUUCCUUUCUCCUCCUCCCCCAGGUUGGCACUAUUCAUUGCCUUUCUCCCCCCGCCCCAGGUUGGCACUAUUCAUUGCCUUUCUCCCCCGCCCCAGGUUGGCACUAUUCAUUGCCUUUCUCCCCCGCCCCAGGUUGGCACUAUUCAUUUCUCCCCCCCCCCAGGUUGGCACUAUUCAUUUCUCCCCCCCAGGUUGGCACUAUUCAUUUCUCUCCACCCCCCCCAGGUUGGCACCAUUUCUCUCCACCCCCCUUCCAGGUUGGCACUAUUCAUUCCCACCCUCCAGGUUGGCACUAUUCAUUUCUUCCCCCCCCCUCCAGGUUGGCACUAUUCAUUUCUUCCCCCCCCCCAGGUUGGCACUAUUCAUUUCCUUUUUUUUUUUUUCCCCUCCACAAGUUGGCACUAUUCAUUUCAUUUCUUUUUUUUUCCCCCCCUACAGGUUGGCACUAUUCGUUACAUGGCUCCUGAACUGUUGGAUGGCGCUGUAAAUCUUCGAGAUUGUGAAGCGUCUUUGAAACAGAUUGAUGUCUACGCUUUAGGGUUGGUCGUCUGGGAAAUAGCAAGCAGGUGCUCUGACCUUUAUCAAGGGGUUGCUGUCCCUGAAUAUAUGCUUCCCUACCAAGCUGAAGUGGGUGUCCAUCCUUCAUUUGAAGAGAUGCAGAUUUUGGUCUGUGGUAAUAAGAAACGCCCUCUGUUUCCUGAUGUUUGGAAAGAUUCAAAUAUGGCCAUUCAUACUUUGAAAGAGACGAUUGAAGAUUGCUGGGAUCAUGAUGCCGAAGCCCGUUUGACAUCUUUUUGUGUCAUUGAGAGAAUUAUGGACCUGACUUCCCUCUGGGCCCAGGAUUCCAGGCAAAAAGGUGUCACUCCAACUCUAAAUUCCUCGGCACAUAUCACCGUGUCUGAAGAUGCCACUGGUAUUCCCAUGGUUCACCGGAGCAGAUUCCCUGGUUUGUCCAAUGUGGCUGGUGAGAGUGCCACUUCUUUGCCAAUGGACAAUAGUAUGGCUCCUCUGAUCAGUCAUGGCAGCAGUGGGGAUGGCAUGCCCAAUGGUCAGCCAAGGAAUUCCUGGACACCGCAAGACAAAAGUGUCUCUGCACUGACCACGGAGACUUUGCUGACCAUUUCACCGUCAGAGUCUGACCCUCCUCCGGAUUACCAUAGCAUCGCCCCUAAUGGUCCACCUCCAGAUUACGACCCUGAAAAGCAAACUGGUUACAAUUUGCCUAAAUCCCGUAAUGUGGCCUUGCCAAACGGUCAACCCCGAAAUUCUUGGAUGUCUCCAGAACAAAACUCUGUGACGAGAGCGAGCAGCUCGUUACUCACUGCUUCAGAAUCUGACCCACCGCCAAAAUACCAGAACAUCACCCGAGCAAAAACGAACUGCGUGAUUCAGCCCCAUCAAGGUCGGAACCCAACUGUAGAACGGAACACCCAUAAGCGAAGCGAUGAAGAAUUGGCAGUGUCUGGGAAUACGUUGAUCACUGCUGGCACCAAAAAGGAAAUGGAACAGAAAGACCAAAGUAUGAGUGCUUCUUCACAAUUCCACGAGGAUUCAUUUGAUAUUGGGCCAGACAACCUAGAAACGUCUUUGGUGCAGAAUGAUACACUUAAUUACCACCGCAAUGCACCUAUCCAGUAUCUUCAGAACCAGGUUCAUAGUGACAGCCCCCUCGUGCGACCCAAAAUUGCUAAUGUCCCUGGCAAUGGGGUUCCCUAUAGCAAACUGGCUAUCAAUGAAAAACCGCAGAAAUCCCGUUUCAAGCUGAAAAAGACGUCAAAGGAUUUCACAAGCAAACUUAACCACUUGACACAAAUUGGCAAGAACUUUCUAACCCGGAGCAGCCCAAACAUUGAGGGCAAAGGAAGUGAGAAAAACGAGCGGAACAUGUCCGACAGAACAGGUUAUAUCAAUCUUGUUUCUUCCCCACAGCAACCCGUGCAAACGCAAGUCUGUCUACAAAAUGGCAACACUGUGGUGCAACCGUUGAGCAAUGUUGGCCUGACCGCUUCGCCAGGGCCAACCACAAAUAACCAAGACAGACUGAGACUUUCUGAAAUGGGGUUGGCAGGGAUUGAAGGCGUUCACCAAAAUGGACACGUUCCGAUGAUGGCAGCAAAUGUUCCUGUCAAAAGCUCAUCACUGGAAGCCAGCCCGGACGAUCUUCAUAGCAAUUUGAGAUAUAAUGACUUUUUGUUGAAACAGGCCAGCCCUGCCGGCAGCUACAAUGAACUGAAUGACGCAAGAAAUCGGCGACCGACAUCAUUAUCACUUAAGUUACAAAACCUGCAGGCGCCAAAUGGCCAGAAGAGUUCAGACAAGAGUUUGUCUCAGCUGCCUGAAGAACAAUCUCAGCAAGCAAUGUCAGACCCGAGUGAAAAAAUACGCAAUAGAGUAAAGACGCCACUAAAAAUUAAUAGGAACAGAUUGUCCUUGUAUGAUGACCGAGUGAUGUCCCUGAGCUAUGACGACCUUUUUACUGGGGUGGACAAAUCACGUCACACUAAAUCCAGUUACAGUCUACAGCAAUUUGACAGUAGUUCUUCCGUGACAAUUGACUUGCCAGAUUUGCAUACAGCAAAGUGUUAA